Prunus avium (sweet cherry) is the source of this 690-nucleotide messenger RNA. NCBI's taxonomy places the organism in Eukaryota, Viridiplantae, Streptophyta, Magnoliopsida, Rosales, Rosaceae. The record is from RefSeq and is a predicted model, not a curated record.
AAAAAGAAAAAACCUUAAAUAUUGUUUAUUAUUUUUCUCCGCCGCUUGAUAAAUCGGCUUGGGCAAAUGAGCAAAAGGCCAUAGCACAAUUUGAUUUCCUUUUCUGCAAAAUCCCACAUCAGAAGAAGAAAAAAAAUCAGAAAGAUAUGCAUUUUAUUUUGAAUGACCACACUUAAACCGUCGUCUUUGGUGGAGGACUCAGAUGACCAUGGACGACACCGCCACCACCACCAUCAAAACCAAAACUAACGACAACAAAAGCCGCAAGCGCCGCUGGAGCGAAGGCGAUGACGAACAAAGCAAAUGCGAAGACUACGAUGACUUGGAGGAAGAAAAGCAGUGCGACGUGGAGCUCUGGGAGACGCUGAACAGGAGCUUCCGGCAGGUCCAGUCCGUACUGGAUCAGAACCGCGCUCUGAUCCAGCAGGCUAACGACAACCACCGGUCCAGAGUCCCCGAUAAUCUUUCCGAAAACGUUGUCCUGAUCCGCGAUAUCAAUUCCAAUAUCAACAAAGUCCUCUCCAUCUACUCCGAUUUAUCGGCCAAUUUCUCGAGCAUCGUUCACCUGCCCCGCGCCAAAAGCAACAAGAACGACGGCGACAAAGACAACAACAGAGGCAAUCGGAAAUUGGAUCGGGUAAAAUCGGGCGUGGAGUCGCAGUAAUUUCGAACACCUUGUUGUGAGUCUUC